AUGGCUUUCCGGGUGUUCUUUGCCCUUUUUCUCUGCCUGGUUCUUGCUUUGCGCAGCAAUGCCUGCGAGAAUGGGCGAAUCCAUCCUAAAGUGUUCAUUAUAACGAUGUUCGACCUGGAAGCACAAGUAUGGUUCAAUAUCCCCGAGUUCACCCUUGACCGCAAACUCGUCUUUCCUGGACUCCCGCCGAAAUAUCCCAGUGUCAAUUGCACCAACGACGGGAAUAUCUGUCUUGUGACGACCGGGCAGGCCGAAGUCAACGCAGCGUCCACAAUCUCCGCCGUUGUUUAUUCGGGAAACUUUAACCUCACUUCAACCUACUUCCUCGUUGCAGGCGUUGCGGGAAUAAACCCCAAGCUAGCGACAAUUGGCGCAGUGACGUUUGCGAGAUAUGCGGUUCAGGUUGGCGUACAGUUUGAGGUGGAUGCACGACAGAUUCCAAGCAAUUUUUCUACUGGCUAUUUUGCUCAAGGAUCGACUGGGCCUGGCCAACCUCCUAGUGUUGAUUGGUGGUACGGAACAGAGGUAUUCGAACUGAACGAUGCUCUGCGACAAGCCGCCUUCAACUUGACAAUGCCUGCUAUCUUAAACGAUAGUGUCACUGCUCAAGCUGCCCGAGCGCCGUAUAGCACCGCAUCUGUGUUUGCGCCUGGCGCGACCGACCCUAAAAUUGUCCUAUGCGACACAGCGACAUCAGACACAUAUUGGAGUGGCGAUUUACUUGGUGAGAUGGUCGAAAACACAACAAAAGUGCUCACAAAUGGGAAUGCGGUCUAUUGCACGACCCAGCAAGAAGAUAACGCGACCUUGAACGUUCUAUUCCGGGCGACAUUGGCGGGAUUGCUGGAUUUUAGUCGCGUCAUCGUCAUGCGCGCCGGAUCUGACUUUGACCGGCCAUACGCUACGCAAACGGUCAUAGACAACUUGCUGGGGCCUACACCGGGCUUCGCACCGUCGCUGAUGAACCUUUAUCUCGUUGGGAUCAAGGUGGUGGAGGGAAUCAUCAGUCAGUGGGAUGGUAGGUUUGCUGCAGGAGUGAAACCCAUGAAUUACAUCGGAGAUGUAUUUGGCUCCCUUGUUGGUGAUAUCCAGCCAGAUUUUGGACCCACUGCAUGUAGUAAUCAAUAG
Molecule: messenger RNA, 1128 nt
Organism: Mycena indigotica
Lineage: Eukaryota; Fungi; Basidiomycota; Agaricomycetes; Agaricales; Mycenaceae
Product: WD-REPEATS-REGION domain-containing protein
Exons: 2
Coding region: 1-1128 (375 amino acids)
Biological process (GO): transmembrane transport; nucleoside metabolic process
Cellular component (GO): endoplasmic reticulum
Molecular function (GO): catalytic activity
Source: RefSeq, a predicted model, not a curated record